CACCAAGAUGAGCAACAAAAGCAAAAAUAUCAGCAUUCAUCCAAUGCACCGCACACUGCACCUUUAAUAAGUAAAAAGCAUUUUCCAUUCGAUGCGCCGACGUCACCGCGAAGCGUUCGUACAACGGAAAAGUCUGAAGCACUUUUUACAUUUGAAAAGCGCACCGAUUUAACGACCACUGACUAUGAUGACGACCAUAUCAAUGGAAGUGGCUAUGAGAAUGGUUGCAGCAAAGUGAUUGUUGAGGGCAACAAAGUGUACUAUCAUGGCACGUCGAAUUACAAGAGUGAUAAUAAAAUAAGCAAUGGCAAUGGUGAGGCUCAUCGUUACUAUCGUCAUGACAAAUUGGACAAGGAGGAUGCAUGCGAAUCGUCAUCAACAUCGUCAUCGACAUUAACAACAACAACCGCAGCAACGAUGCAACGUUUAAUGCACAUGACGGACGAAAACUAUUACGAUGAACAAACGUACAGUAGCUACAGCAAAUAUUCACGACGGGACGGACCGUGGAAGAAUCGUCAUGGCGGUAGUAAUAAAUCGAAUAAAGCAACUAAAUCGUAUACCACGGAUUAUGCGGCAUUCAAUAGUAGUGGCAACAGUAGCGGUGGUUCAAAUAAGAAACCGCAUCACGGCGAUGACACCAUGUUCCCGUUCGAUCGGGCAUCGAUGACAUACGAUUCGAUGGGCGAUAAUAAUAGUCCGGAAUGGACAAAACGGCAUUUAUCAUCGUAUGGUAAUAAAUAUUACGAUUCGCCCAGUCCCGACUAUGAUUAUUACGAACAAUUCCGUAGUGCACCGAGAAAAUCGACCGCAUCAAAUGUAUCGUCAGACGGGCGGCUGCUCAAAGAAUUGGCAUCACUUUCACGGAAGCAAUCAUUAAAAAUGAGUAAUUAUGAUCCUCCCCCGUCACCAUCCAACACUACCAACACCACCAACCACACAACCAUUAAAACCGAUCAAAAUCAUCAAUUCAAAAACCACAUAUCCGAUUCCGAUGCCUUUAGCCUACCUAAGCCAAAUGCUAAAACCAAUUCUACUUCACCCGAAAAUACCACCAUUAUCACAACAACCACCCACAACAAUGCGACGACAAUUAGCAUUGUCAGUCAAUCGUCCAAUCUAAGUUGUGCCAAUGAUCGAACUCAUCCAGUUUCCCAAUUUGAACAAAUCGCAUCCAAAUUUGAUAAAAUCCCUUCCAAAGUUUCACCAUACGAUCCUCAUGAACCGGCGGCCACAUCACCUGUGCCCGAUUUGCGUGUUGAUUUUUUCUCCGAACCAAUGGAUCAUUUACAAAAACGUCAUUCUUAUGUUGAAAUUACGAUGAAACAAAUCAGUGCAUCGGAUAUGUCGCCCAGCAUGAGCAGCACAAAUAUUAGCAUUGCAAACGCUGGAAAUACGUCCGGAAUCAAUGUAACAUCGAAUCCGAUGGAUGAAACAUCCACCACUGUCACAUGUACAACGCAAACACCGCGCGCCACCAUCGUUGUUCAACAG
Molecule: messenger RNA, 1494 nt
Organism: Sitodiplosis mosellana (orange wheat blossom midge)
Lineage: Eukaryota; Metazoa; Arthropoda; Insecta; Diptera; Cecidomyiidae
Exons: 2
Source: RefSeq, a predicted model, not a curated record